Cyanistes caeruleus (blue tit) is the source of this 5039-nucleotide messenger RNA. It is a transcript of the gene RNF38, whose product is annotated as ring finger protein 38. Gene Ontology annotation, molecular function: ubiquitin protein ligase activity. Lineage: Eukaryota; Metazoa; Chordata; Aves; Passeriformes; Paridae. Gene Ontology annotation, biological process: protein ubiquitination. The record is from RefSeq and is a predicted model, not a curated record.
GCCGGGGAGGGGAAGGGGCGAUCUCCCGGUGGCGCCGGGCCGCCCUCCGUACAGGUUAUGUGUAUGAAUGGUUAUAAUUACCUGAAUAAUUAGAAGGAUAAAGCAUCUCUGUGUCUGAUUAGCCAAAUAAAAACCUGAUAGGAAGGGGGUGCAAUGCAGACAGCAAGCUCUUUGUGGCAGCUGCUUCCUGACUAGUACAGAUUCCACUGCUGUGAAGACUGUGUUUAUACAUCUUCCCAUGCUUCAGUAGCCUAGCGAAGACAGUCCUAGUCCCAAGCGACAACGCCUUUCCCAUUCAGUCUUUGACUACACAGCAGCAUCACCAGCCCCAUCACCACCAAUGCGACCAUGGGAGAUGACAUCAAAUAGGCAGCCUCCUUUGACCCGACCCAACCAACACCACUUCUCAGGGGAACGAUGCAACACACCUGCACGAAACAGGAGGAGUCCUCCUGUUCGACGUCAGAGAACAAGGAGAGAUCGUUUGUCUAGACAUAAUUCUAUUAGCCAGGACGAAAACUAUCACCAUCUCUCCUAUGGACAGCAGCAAGCAAUAGAAGAGCCUCGAGCCUUUCGCCCACCGAAUGUAUCUCCUCGUAUGUUGCACCCAGCUGCUCACCCACCACAGCAGAAUGCAGUGAUGGUUGACAUUCAUGAUCAGAUUCAUCAGGGCACAGUUCCUGUUUCAUACACAGUGACAACUGUGGCUCCUCAUGGAAUACCACUUUGCACAGGCCAGCACAUUCCAGCCUGCAGCACGCAGCAGGUCCCAGGGUGCUCAGUGGUUUUCAGUGGCCAGCACCUUCCAGUUUGCAGUGUGCCUCCCCCAAUGCUUCAGGCGUGCUCAGUCCAGCACCUACCUGUACCAUAUGCAGCAUUUCCACCCCUCAUUUCUAGUGACCCAUUUCUUUUGCAUCCUCCUCAUAUCUCUACACACCACCCUCCUCACUUACCUCCUCCAGGACAGUUUGUUCCUUUCCAAGCACAGCAGUCACGGUCGCCACUUCAAAGGAUAGAAAAUGAUGUAGAAUUGCUUGGAGAACAUCUUCCUGUAGGAGGUUUUACAUACCCUCCCUCAGCCCAUCCACCAACGUUGCCUCCCUCAGCUCCUCUUCAAUUCUUAGCCCAUGAUCCAUUACACCAGGAGGUGUCAUUUGGGGUCCCUUACCCACCUUUUAUGCCUCGAAGACUCACAGGGCGCAGCAGAUACCGAUCACAGCAGCCAAUACCACCACACCCUUACCAUCCCAGCCUAUUACCUUAUGUGCUAUCAAUGCUCCCAGUGCCACCGGCAGUUGGACCAGCUUUCAGCUUUGAGUUGGAUGUGGAAGAUGGAGAGGUAGAAAACUAUGAGGCACUGCUGAAUUUGGCAGAACGUCUGGGAGAAGCCAAACCACGGGGAUUAACAAAAGCAGACAUUGAGCAGCUUCCAUCCUAUAGGUUCAAUCCAAACAAUCACCAGUCAGAGCAGACAUUAUGUGUGGUGUGCAUGUGUGAUUUUGAGUCAAGGCAGCUACUUAGAGUCUUACCCUGUAACCACGAGUUCCAUGCCAAGUGUGUUGAUAAAUGGCUGAAGGCAAAUCGUACCUGCCCGAUUUGUAGAGCUGAUGCUUCAGAAGUGCAUCGUGAUUCAGAAUGACCAAUCUAAGAGCACAGAUCUGGUUUGGGUGUUUCUGGUCACAUGUAUAUAUGAACUCUAUUGAACUUACCUACCCAUGUGGCUUCCAGCCUACCCUUUUACACAAAAGGGUCAAUGGACCUUACUUUGCACUGUGUGACUUAAUCAAUUAUAAAGCUUAUAACUAGUCUUCACAGUUACGGGAUUGUUCUACUAACAAGUGUGAUUGGAACUCCAAAGAUUUUUUUUUUUUUUUUUAGCUUAAUUUUGUGUGUGCACUAACAUUCCCUGGGUUUUGUGUGAUCAUUCCGAGUAUUGCUGCGAGAUUACUGUGGAUGUGAUCUUUUAGCAUGUGCUUUUAUAUAAAAGAAAAAGAAAAAAAAAAGUGGUAGCUCCAAACAAUAUAGCAAUCUACCUUAUAUAGAGCCUUCAGAUACUGUGAGUGGGGAUGAACAGUGUGAGUGUGUGUUUGCCUGUGAGAGGGUGAGUGAAGCGCGCUUGUGGCUGGCUGUGUGUGCGCGUUUGAGAACCUAUAUACCAGCAUGUACUGAGAACGUAUGUGUGUAGUAAUAAUUAUGCUGCAAUGUAUAAUCUUGUGUGUUAUUUAAACAGUACUAGUACUGUACACUGGUUCCUUUCCUUGUGUUUGCAGUUGCACACUGAAUGCAAUGGGUGCAGCAAUUACAGACAUUUAGUAUUUUGUCCCCAAUGUACUUACAGGUGUAACGACCUUUCUACCUACUACUAUUCAAACAGCUGUUAUGCUUCCCUUUCACUGGAGGCUUUAAGUGUGUACCACUAAAGAAUGCAUUGAUUGCUCAUACAUGAGUAACCUUGGGGGUUUUAUCAUAUGUUACAAAGUCUGUAUUUUUUAAUAGCUGAUUUACAAGUUAUUUUAUCAAUGUAGAGUUGCAAUAUCACAUUUAGCAAUACUAAUGUUUUCAAUUGCUAAUAUGAAUAUCAAUGUUUUUCUGUUUUCCUUUUAAAUUCUCUAGCUGGGUUUACCAGUUAUGUGUUUCUUCCAUGAAAGGAAGCAGAAAGUACACUGAGGGUGUCCUGAUCUUGUGGAACAGCUCUUAACUUUUCCCAUUGUACUUGCUAAGGACAUCAUCUUUUAGCUUAUAAACAUUGGCUUUAAUCACAUACAUUCUUUGUCAUCUACAAGGAAGUUGGUAUGUAACUAAAAUAACUUGUAAAAGGUUACAAUUUUAUUCCUGCAAUUUCAUUAAUAAAAUACAUUUUUUAGUGUUUUCUCAGAGAAGUAGAAUUUAAUAUUUCUUUCAUCCUGUCACAAGAAGAGGUAGGCUUUGGUCAUUACCUGCAGAAUUCACUUGCCCUAAUGCUGCUUCCUUCCCUUCCUUACUUCAUGAUGAGUAUAAUAGGAAGAAGGAACUCCCUAGGUUUUUGCAAUCAAGUUUCCAGAGUGCUCCACUAGAGGAGAAAUUUGGAAUACUUUCCAGAACAGUUCUGUGAAAUAGGAGGGGAUAAUGUCUAUUCAAGUGCUCUGAAUAAUAUUUUAUUUGGGCUAUUGAAAAAAAUGAGCUUUCUUUGUAAUAUUUACACUGUUAACAUCUCUGAUGUCUUCUAGCAAAAUCUUUUAGGUCUGUAUAUACCACAGUUACUAAAAGGAUGCACUUUUUGCAUUUAAACUCUUCUCAUAAAUUCAUUGUCAUUGCUUUGGUUGCAGCAGCACAAGUGGCACAAUUACCAGUAUUGCUACAGCUUGCUGCCAGUCUCAGCUUUAAGUUUAUUCUUUAUCAUUUCUGAUGCUUUUGUAUGCUGCUAUGCUUUAGUAUCAGUUAAAAUUUCCAGCAGUGAUGGGUGUUCUCCAUGCUGGUUUUCCUCUUUGAAGAUUUUACAGACCAGUCACAGCUCUUGGUGCAGCUAAAUAAAAGCACAAUUUUACCCUGUUUUAGAUGUUUUUCCCUCUUUAGUUAUGCAGGUAGUUCUCAAAAACAGUGAAGCUUUCCAUACCCAUCCUUACAUAGGAACACUAAAUAAGUAAAAAUGCCGUUACUUCCACUUCAAAAUAUUAGAAUUUCUUUUUCCUCUCUUCCAGUGGAGUUAAAGAAUAGGCUUUUCACAAUAGCACCUAGCAGGUUAAAUUACAUGUAAUAAAAUUUAUUUUUUUAACAAAUAAAAUCAUGUUUAAAAAGCAUAUGCCACGUAUGUCUUACAAAACUUAGCCUCUUUUAUAUAACUGCAAAAGAAAAAAAAUCCAUGUACAGAUUUAAACAUGACUAACGUUUCUGUGUCUAGUAUUCAGUUCAAAGCAUGGAAAGAGGGUACUUUUUCUAAACUUGAUACAAGUGCACAAGACACAUACUUCUGAAGCUGAGGGAAAGUAGUUCUCUUUCUGGAACUGGAGAAAUGUCCCUUUUCCCCCACUAAAAUUCAGUGAGACAAUGGGAGAUCUAGGAGAUGGAGGGUCUAAGUUGGUAAAAUCCUGCAAUUAAUUGUUGCACUCUUAUGGCUCAUCUCUUCUGGAAUGGUUCUUCGGUUUGCAUGGAUGAAUGUGGACUUGCUUCCCGUGGUUAGUGUGUACAAAGAGCACACAUGCUUGUGUUUUGAAUCAGCUCAGACAGGCUACAACCACAUCCUCUGUGGUGACUGUCAAGGGCAGGGGAUUUAUGUUCAGCUCUUAACUGCCAUGUAUUAUGCACAGCUGCCGUGGUGCCUGACAGCACCUGAAUUCAGCAACACUUCCCUUUAUGUUCAUUGCCUUUCUGCCAGCCAAUGACUCUUUUUUCUCCAAAAAAACAAAAAUAUCUGACCUCCAAUAUGUUUGCUUUAUCAUAUUGGCACUGCUGUGUUUUUUUGCAUAAACUGUCAAUUUAAUUUGACAUUUUGGUGGAUAUCAAGGCCUACAGAUAAUUCCAGUGUCUCAUUUUUUUGUCUUUCUUUAGAAAGAAGAAGUAAGGCCAUGUGUUGUACGUCAUUUUAUACAGGCUCUUGAAUGUGACUUCACAGCUGUUAAUACAAUGCAUAAUACUUGGGAUGAGACUUACCAACUGUUUUAAUUUUAAUUAUAGAAAACAGUUUCAACUGAGUUAUCUUUGGGCCUUUGUAAAAGCUGUGGUUUUUUCCUUUGGUACAUUGUUACCUCAUUUUGCUACUUUUGUUUCAGACUUGCUAAUUAUUAUGAAAGCUUAUGGUUUUUGUUGGAAUCAUAUUUUGUUAAGUGUUUUCUUUAAAUCAUAUGCUAUUGUAUCAUUUAACAUGUAGUUUUAAAUGUACUAUAAAUAUCUGUAACCAAAUCAUUUGAAGGCUUGAUAAAUUUUUAACAAAAUUUGUACAUUUUUUAUGAGAGUUACUAGUAAUGCUUUACUAGGUAGUGCAAUGAAUUUUUAUUUUUAAUCCCUGUGCCCAAUUUUGGAGUUGAGAGAGUUGUUCGGUAAUAAAUGUAUGAUGUACACUUACA